CAAUCUUAGGAGUCUUUGUCCUCCUGUGUGAAGAGGAGCUGCGUCUCUUUCUCCUCACUCUUACUCUGGACGUCUGUACUGUUUGUAUUGGAUCAACUAGCAAAACAAACUCUGCAGACAACGUUUGUUUUUUACUAAGAAGCUUUUCAUCUGAGUUUGAUGAUAACUGUGAUUAUCAUGAAGAAAAAGAAAAUACUGAGCUUCAGUGUUUCUGUUUUCUUCGUUUUCUUCAUCACAGGUGCAGCCUCCACCAGCGACUACGCCGAUAAUACAGAAGACUCUUCUCCUCAGCUGGACUAUAACGAUCCCCAGUGGUGUCACAGCCUCGGUCUGACCAACGGAGAAGUAACAUGUCGCUCUCCUCGAGGGGGCGGGGUCUAUAGCAGCCAUCUGGGAACUCGCUGUGAGAUGAGCUGCGACCGCGGAUAUCGCUUGAUUGGGCGGAGUUCCAUCCAGUGUCUUUCCACUCGCCGCUGGUCCGCAACGGCUUUCUGUCGCAAGAUGCGUUGUCGAGUACUGCCUCUGAUCCAUCACGGCCGAUACGCCUGUACUCACGGGUUUGAGGUGGACUCCAGGUGCGACUUCACCUGUAACUCUGGUUAUCGGAUUGAAAGCGAACAUUCGCGCACCUGUCAGCGCGGGGGCUCUUGGAGUGGAGUUCAGCCUGAAUGUGUAGAUACUGAGCCUCCAAAAAUCAAGUGUCCUCCUUCAAGGCUGAAGGUGGCAGAGCCUGGAAAACUGACGGUAAGAGUGUCCUGGGAUCCUCCUGUAGCCACAGACACAGCUGAUAAGUUCCUCCAAGUUAUUUUAGUGGGUCAAGAACCAGAUACUGAGUUCAGCGAAGGAGUGACUGUAAUCAGAUAUAAAGUUUACGAUCAGGCUCGGAACAGAGCAGCCUGCAAGUUUCUCAUCCGUGUAGAAGUGAGGACAUGUCCACCUCUGGCUCCACCUCUCCACGGGUACCUGACCUGCUCCUCAGACAGAAACAUUUAUGGAUCCUCCUGUGAUUAUAAAUGUGACGGAGGAUAUGAGCUGAUGGGAGUUUCCAGUCGAGUCUGUCAGUUCAGCAGAAACUGGGAAGGAGAUCCAGCUCAGUGUGUCUCAAUGAAGAUCAAAUACGAUGUGAAGACGGCCUCGGCGCUCCUGGAUCAGUUCUACGGGAAGAGGAAUCUUCUGAUCCUGUCUGCUCCAAACAUUACUGACGCAGACUACCAGCUGCAGAACAUCAUGAUUCAGAAAGCAGACUGUGGGCUGGACCUGAGACAUGUGACCCUGAUCGAGCUGCUGGGGUCAGGAGAACAAGAGAUAGGCCGCAUCAAAGAAAGUCAUCUAAGCUCCGAAGUCAUCGAGGGGCUUAGGCAAGUGUUCCGGAUCUCCAGGACUUAUUUCAGCAUGCUUCUUCUGGACAACCGUGGCGUGGACAGAGAACGUUUCAUAACGCCGUUAGCCUCCGAUCAGCUGUUCUCCUACAUUGACAGUUUCCUGCUGGACGAAGAAGAGCGAGAGAGGUUAGAGCUCCACAAAGACUUUUGCGAUGAGCCAGAUGAGUACCUUUGAGAGGCAGAGGCGGCUACGGGCACUAAGAGCCUUCAACUGGUCACGGUAGUACGGUUCGAUAGCAAAUGUUAACACUAGAAUCUUAUAACAACCGACAUCACGUUUCUCCAAGGUCAAUAUAAUCGUCACUCUUACCGAGGACUACUGUAGUUUGGUUGUGAAAACAUCUUUACAAAAUCUCGAGAUGUUUGUAAUGAAUUGCUUUAUGUUGCUUAACCAGCAAGUGCAGGUCAAUGGUUAAUAUCAGGACGAAAUGUGAUUCCUUUGUGCUGAAGCGUCACUGCUGCCACCUGGUGUUCAUCAGAUGGAGGUAAUUUAAGGCCAGGGUUGAGGACUUUGGGAACAAAAAGUCCAAACAAACUGGGCAAAUGUAAAAUCAACUUUAUUCAUGCCAUAUAAAUAGAUUAUAUCUUCGUAUCAUUGAAAAGAAAAAUGUUUAUAUAUAUUACUGAAUAUAGGUGGUUAUAAAAGGUUUGUACAUAAAAAUAAUUUGGUGCACAUUUCAGCUUUGGGGUCUCAACUGGUUUUGAAAUGUUCAUCAAUAAAACUGUGAAGAGUU
Molecule: messenger RNA, 2116 nt
Organism: Cynoglossus semilaevis (tongue sole)
Lineage: Eukaryota; Metazoa; Chordata; Actinopteri; Pleuronectiformes; Cynoglossidae
Gene: srpx2
Product: sushi-repeat containing protein X-linked 2
Exons: 10
Coding region: 160-1557 (465 amino acids)
Biological process (GO): positive regulation of synapse assembly; cell-cell adhesion; positive regulation of cell migration involved in sprouting angiogenesis
Molecular function (GO): signaling receptor binding
Source: RefSeq, a predicted model, not a curated record